This is a messenger RNA of Anthonomus grandis grandis, 22454 nucleotides long. RefSeq names its product protein alan shepard. Gene Ontology annotation, cellular component: nucleus; cytosol; ribonucleoprotein complex. Lineage: Eukaryota; Metazoa; Arthropoda; Insecta; Coleoptera; Curculionidae. Gene Ontology annotation, molecular function: poly(A) binding; poly(U) RNA binding; mRNA 3'-UTR binding. The transcript has 11 exons. The record is from RefSeq and is a predicted model, not a curated record. Bases 563 to 2113 code for a protein of 516 amino acids.
UUGCUUUUGCAUCUUUCGAUUCUUCGAUUUCGACGGAAAAUGUCGGAUGUCGUCUCGGUCGUAAACGAAAUUUCCUCCUUUUAACGGUUUUUAACGCGAUCUCAAGUGGAUUUUUCUAAAUCUGGACAAUAUAUCUCGUCCGACCACGUAAUACGGUUCGCCAAAUAGUGUCCACACGUCCGGCUCAAUUUCACCAAAAUAUUUUCCAUCGGGGCGUUUUGACAGCUGUCAAAUUCGUGGAGGGCGUAUGCAUUCUUGCUUUUGCAGUGAUUUUUUUAAAUAAUUUAUUUUUAUAAAAGAAAAUUACGGGUCGUGGCGCGUUUGAAAUUAGCCAGCAAGUGCCUUCGAAGUUCUAGUCAAAAUUUCGGUCCACAAAUUCGAGGACACCCACAAGACUCACAAUUCAACUAGUGGCGCCCUCACGGGAGUAGCGCGGCACUUUCACCACCAACAAAACACGCAUAUUCAGCACGGUCACCAUCAGUCGUCACCUGCGGGGGCGCAACAUCAGUACACAGGCGCCGGAGGAGCACCGCUAAAAGGGUGCGCCUUAGGUGCAUCCAUGGCCACCCAGCAUCAAACGCCGGGGGUCUAUCGCGGCCAGUGGAGCAGCGUAGGGGCGGGGCAUCAGCAUCCGGCCGCCGCGACGGUCAGCGCAGCCGCGGCCGCCUAUCAGCCGGCUUAUCAGCGGUACGCGUCUGCCGCCCCGGCGCAGGCCCAACAGCCGCCCCCGCCGUCUGCCCAACCGCAGAACCAACAACAGAUUUCUUAUAGUAACGCGACCGCCAACUACAACAAUACCAAUUCGUACGGAACCCAGCGCGUUCCGACAGCUACGUCGCCUUCAAACGCGAGCAGCACCAGCAGCCACAGCGGCGGCGGCCAACAACAGCAGCCACACCAACAACAGCACCAGGCGAACCCCGUACAGACCGGCAACAUGCAGCAGCAACAGCAACAACAAAAACAGCAACAGCAACAAAGCAACGCGGUCAACAAUUCGGUGUCUUCGAACGGGUCAGCUCAGAGCCACUCCGGCUCCGAGCAACUUAGCAAGACCAACUUGUACAUAAGGGGAUUGAAUCCCGGUACGACCGACAAGGAUCUGGUCAACUUGUGCCAAGAGUACGGCACGAUCAUUUCUACCAAAGCUAUAUUAGAUAAAAAUACCAAUAAGUGUAAAGGUUAUGGAUUUGUCGAUUUCGAGAGUCCGGUGGCUGCCGAGGUGGCCGUCAAACAGCUGACUGCCAAAAACAUUCAGGCGCAAAUGGCCAAAGUGGGUAUAUGGUAUCAUCAACGUAGACAAGCCACUCAACAAGAGCAGGACCCAACAAACUUGUACAUCGCUAAUUUGCCGCCCACAUUCAAGGAGGCCGAUCUGGAGACUUUACUAACGAAAUAUGGACAAGUUAUAUCUACUAGGAUCCUUCGUGAUUCGCAAGGCAUAUCGAAGGGUGUAGGAUUUGCCCGUAUGGAUUGUAGAGAGAAAUGCGAACACAUCAUUCAAAUGUUUAACAACCACAUUUUGCCCAAUUGCAAGGACCCUCUAUUGGUCAAGUUCGCUGACGGUGGAAACAAGAAAAAGAACCUCUACAAUAAGAGUAACGACAAUUCAAUGAAAUGGCGCGACUCCGCCGACAGUAUGGGUCCGAUCGCGUAUCCACCCGACGCUAUAGCGACCAACGGGGUUGCCGGCCAACACAUGAUUCAAGCUUACAAUUACAGGCAUCUCGCUCAGUAUCCCACCCAGUACCAGCCGUGGAUACCGCAGUACGCGGUGAUGCAGGCGCCUCUACAGCAAGUCGACGACGGCGGGUACAGCCUACAGGGGCCGGUGCAGACCCGGGACGGUCACCAGACUCCGCGGGCCAUCGGGUACGUGCCCGGUUGCGUGCCCGGGGAUGCCGCUUCCAUGCAGUACAUCCCUCAACUGGCCACGCAAAUGAGCACCAUGCAAAUUCAGCCGCAUGGAUCUUAUAUUACUACACCACAGAAUUACUUCGCCGCCCCGUACCCGAUCCUGCACGCGGUCCCGGUCGACUCGGAGCACACCAGCAACACCGCCAGUCCCGAGGAUCCCUACGGCCCCUAUCAAGCCGCGCCCCAAAAGUAAACUAGUAGCACGAUAUUGUAAAAAAAAAGGUUUAAAUAUUGUGGUGGAAACCGUCGGUUUCUCUUUUUUUCUUCGAUUUAUUUUUUUUUUUGUUAGGGGCUACUUAGUUUUACUUAGGGACAGACUAUAACCCUCUUUUUCUUUUUGUCGCUUCUACUAUCAUACGAAAUUCCUUUGUCAGUGCCAUCGAGUCUCUUCUGUUUUGUUGUUUGCUUGGAGUAUAAGGCUUUCGAUCUGUUAUAAUUUUCAUUUUAACAGUUAGUUUCACAUGGCAGAUACAGUACUUAUUUUUUUUUGUUUGGCUUUUGCUCCAUCGACUAGCCUUAAGUAUAAAUAGGAGUAGCCUUUGAACAGAUCAGGUAGGAAUGUUUUUAAAGCCCCGGUGCUCGUUUUUUUUUUAUUUAGAGCUCCCGGGUAUGUUAAAGAGACUGUUUAGCUAAAAAUGAUCGGCUCAGAAGGAGUUAAUAAUGAAUAUUUAAAUUUAAUUUAUGUAUUUUUUUUUUGUUGAGAUUAACGUGGUUGGUUUUAAUGCACAUUGAACUGUGCUAGUAGAGUUUUCAUUGCUGUAAAGGAGCGGGAAUAAUUUGCCUCUUCUAUGGGGUGACUAAGUGAGGGAAAUAAUUGUAUAUACAGGGUUGGUUUAAAAAGAAAAAAAUUAUGUACUGUCGUUUCUACCCUAUGUAGGGUUAGGUUUUUUAAAUUAAUUCUGUAUAUUUUUACAAAUGUUUUUCCCUAGGUGAAUAUUCCCAGGUAUUGUGCUAUAUCAAGUUAACUUAAAUGCACACAUCAGUUAUUUUGUAAAUUGUUGCUAACGUAGGUUAUUACAAGUUUUUAAGUAACUUUACAAUUAAAAAAUUUGUUACAAAAAAGAACUGAAAAUGUAAAGUAGAUAUUUUUGAUACACUAUGUUCCUAGUUUCAAAAAAAAAACAUUGUAUUGAAAAUAUGUCAUAAUUAAAGACUCUGUGUAAGAAAACGGGCAUGGAUAAGGAGGGAACGAUAUGGUUUUUUUUCCAGUAGGAUUUGUAUAUAUUGUAGUAAAAAAAAGACACGUUUCUUACACAGGUUAUUUAUAAAUAAAUAAAUACAUAAUUAUACUGACACAAUUUAAGCAGAGUGUAGAUUAAAAUAAAUUUAAAAAAAAAAGGAACAUGGGACGUGCAAAUUUUCAAAAUAGGCUCCGCACCUAAAUUAUCAAAUAUCGAUUAAACUUAGUUAUCUAGUCAGAACAAUAUUGUGAAUAGAGUACGGACAAGAAAGGAUAAAUUAUUAUUUAUUGAUUGUAGGUAAUGCUGUUAGGAAUCGUUAUGGUUUGACAUUGUUUGGAUGACAGGAGUAAACCGUUUAUGGUUCUUUUAGUUGUUGUUUUUCAGUUAUAAAUAAUGCUUUUGUAAUAUUUGUUUACUAAAUGAUCUCCGAAGUCACAGCUUGAAGUAGUUUAGUUCAGAAUAUAAUUUUACUCAAGCUGCUUUUUUAAACACUACUUUAAUAAUAUAGAGGGUUCAAGGGAGGUUUAUGAAAGUAUUUGGUGUUUUUUUUGGAAGUUGAAGUUUAUUUUAUACUUAAAUUUCAUAUAAACAUUUUGACUUGCAAUUUGAGAAAUCGAGAUGGUGCGGGUAUUUUGGAAUAGUAAGUAAUGUGUGAUAAUAAUCACAACUUUAUUUAACACGUUGACUAUCAGGUCUUUUUGGGAAUUUUUGCUUUCAUGAAUCAAGGCCUUGACCCGCUAAUAAAGGUCUCAGCGAUAAAAUUUUACGCUUCUUUGAUGCCGUUCCAAAAAGGACCUCGUAAUCAAGCAAUAGAUGCUACCUCGCUGGGCUCUUUUAGUUACUGAAAUGAGGAUUGAUUUUAUAAAAGCUACAUCUUUAUCGGCGAUUUUAUUCUCGGAUAAAUGGAUAAAUGUUAAUAUAGUCGGAAAUCUAUUUCUGGACAUAAUAUAAUGCACCGAGGAAUGUCUAGUCGCAUAUAGCGCGAAAUAACAAAAAAAUUCUUCAGUUCUUGAAGAGAAACGUUCUUCCAAUUUGACCUAUACCUUCUGGCGUUUUUGUUUGUUCCCAAUGUUAUUAAAUUUUAUUUUUCCUGCAUCAAUAAAUGAAGAGGUCAGAGAUGAUCCAUUUACUUCAUUCUAGUAUAUGAUGGUAGGCUUAACUAACUCUGAGAAUUGAUAUUUUUGGAUUUACUUCCAAGAUUUUCAUCUAAAAUCAGAAGAUUUUCUUACAAAGUAUAUAUCUUCUUACUUGGAAUUCAUAUCUUACUACUUUUGAACUUUUACCAAAAGAUAAAACUAUAAGUGAAUAAUACUAAAAUUUAAAAAAAAAACGCUCAAAAUCAACGUGCAAAACAUAGUCAGCAACAUUUGUGAAGUGAAAAUAUGUAAGAUUAUAUAUUUUUCGCGGACAUAAGCUACGUUUACAACGCGCGGAUCUGUUAGGUCCAGGGAUCAAAUGAGGCGUUGAGAACAAGAGCGGACUAUCCCUGACUGACUUUAAAUGGUGAUAAUUAGGUUUAAAAAAUAUGUAUUUUUUUGUAUACGUCUAAAAGGUUAUAUUUGAAUUUAAUUUAUGUUGCAAUACUAAAGAUUAUAUAUUUUUUAAUGUAUCUAAGAAAAUAAUUAUAGAAGUUUAAUUAAUUUCCAUAAUGGACUAUAACCAAAUAAUGCAAAUUAUACAUUUUUUUACAUAUUUUUAUUUCAAAAUGAACAAUUAACUUAAAACGAUACAAAAAAAAUAAAAGUUUUUUUCUGCAAAAACAACGAGAAAGAUAUUCAUUUUCUAAAGAAAGAGAGAGAAAAACUAUUCAUCAUUUUUAUCAACUAUAAAAAUUUUAUCCCGUGCUGCUGACGAACAGUUUAAAGAGUGAAAAAAAUUGUGAUAAACUGGCGGAAUGAACUCAAUUAACUCUAGAAGAUCUUUUUUUUUCGACAGUUACACAGUGUCCGGUAGGGUAUAAUAAAGGCAAAGAUCCUUUGAAACAUUUCUUUUUUGAACAUUAAACUUUUGAAAGGGUUGAGUUUCGCUUAUACCGUAUUUAAAAUAAAUUAUAAAUGGAUCCUCUUUUUUUAUUAAAUACAGUGCAUUUUCAACCAUUCUACUUUUGUAGAAUCUUAACUUAUUUUUCUGUUUGUAAUUAGUUUUUCUAGGCCGACUGUAUAAAAAAAAAUUGUUUUGGUUCAUUUGAACAACUUUAAAAGGAUUUUUUUCUUUGCACUUGUAAUGACAUUAACUCAAUCAUUAGGAACAGAAAUAUUGGGAAAGAUUUUUUUAUUUUUUUCAAUUACACCAAAGUCUCUGUCGCAAACUAAAAAGGAACGACCGCUAACCAAAAAGUUAUGCUGAAUUUCUUCUACCGUAAAUUCCUGAGAUUGAACAACAUAAUGGCAAAUUAAAGCCAUUUUAAUAUUUCUAUUCUUACCUCCGCAGCCGUCAGAAUAUAAUAUAACUUUCUUGGUCGUUAUAUUAUGUUUAAAAUAAUUCAUAAGACAUUGUGAUCCACGAGAUGCUAAUGAUUCAUCCCAUACAAACAUCGUGGCUUCAUUGCUCUGCAAAUUGUGGACUCCAAGACAGUAGGUCCAUAAUUGCCUUUUAUAAUAGGGUUAUACCUGUAGAGAUGACGGGCGUAGGCAAUGUUUUCAUCAGAUCGAAGGCUAUAACUGUAACUUCGUCUUGUGACAUUUGGGCAUCUUGACUCAUGGCAUCGCGUAGUUGUUGGGCUUUUCGUUGGUGAAGUUCUAGUUGAAAAUUUAGUUCCUUUUUCUUUCCUUCAUCUACUUCAUAUUUUAAUUUAUUUUGUAAAGUGUCACAUUUCUUGCAGGAGUCUACAAUAGGUGGGUGAAAAUGAAGAUCAAACUUACUGUUAAAUACAUCACGGAACUUAAAUUCUGACACAGGAUUAGCUGCUUUUUUCUUAUACUCGGUAUAAAGAAUUCUAAUAUUUGUAAUAUAUUUCUGUCCGUCUUGGCAUAAUGACGAACCACUGGCUUAACUUUUACUUGUGCAAAUAUGUAUCCGGUCUGUAAGUCGAAAUUAGCUAGUCCAUAAAAUUUAUUAAUUAUGAAUUUCUGACAUGAUUAACUUAUAACAUUGUAAUUUACAGCAACAGCCUGCAGGUAAAAACGAUUUAGCGGGAACAAUUUGGUUUUUUACAUUGGUAUAACUUUUACCACUAGCUCGAAAAUAUUUACGUUUGUUUUUUUUCCAUUCACUCUCGUUUCUCAUACGCUUUCUUGAUUUUUUUUACGCUUUCUUCUAAAAAAAAUUUUUUGAAAAACAUUGUUAUCAAUAGUAUUACUAGAAUCGCUCUCGGGUUCUGACUGUGAAAUUGAAGGCUGGUAAUCAUCAGAGUAAUCAAUCAUCUGGUAAUCAUUGUCUUCAAAUUCCGAGGUUUCUAAAAGUUAGGUUAGGAUUAGCUAAAUAUCGAUUUACUAAAGUUUAAAAAACAAAAACACCAACCUUCUAUUUCCUGGGAUGUCCCUGGACCUGAGCAACUAGUUGAGGCCAUAUUUUUUUAAACGAAACUCUAAUAAAUAAGUAUUUCUAGCUUUUUAAAGUAUUAAACGUUACCACGCGUAUCGUUUAUGAACUGGACUAACCCACGGUAAACCCAAUCUUUAUCAUAAAUACCAAAGCGGAUCAAGCCACAUAGUUCGCUCUGGCACCGAUUUAUCAUUAAGAUCGACAGGGUGGACCAUCCUAUUUAGUGGCGCCAUCUUAGUACGGGAGCCACGGGAAUUUCGCGAGUAUUGUUGGAAGGAAGUUGGCAAGGUGUUUUUUAUUAAUAUAUAGGACGUACUAAUUACGAAAAAUGAUCUUGCCACCUUCAACAAGUGGGGGCUUCACUAUAAAUCUUCUAUAAAUCUAUAUCGCUUACUGAUUACUAAAGUUGUCUUACUACCUCAAGCAACCUCAGCUACACCCCCCACCCCUUGUUAAAGGGACAUUUCUCUCACAAAUAUCUUCAAAAUUGUUUAAGAUCCAAACCUCGUUUUUACACUCAUACAUUUAUUGUCGCUUUAAAUUGAUAUUUAGCAAAAAAAGAGGUUUUAGAAUAUGGCGUAUAAUGCUUAUUUAAUACAAAAAUAAACUUAUGAAAAAUACACAACAUGUUUAUAUAAUGUUUAGGCAAUUUCAACCACCAUCUUAAGUCUUUGAGCGUAUUUAAGUUGGAUUUUGAUGAGUACACUUAGCAUAAAAAUCGCUCAAUUUCGGAUAAUAUUUUCUGCAAAUCAACUGCAAUAUUUUCAAGAUCUGCAAGGGCUCUUAAUAUGUUUUCAUCAGCAACCAAGAAUGUUUUGAAAAACGAAAGUUUUUCUAAAAAUCAAUGAAUUCUCAAAAAUAAUUUGGCAAUAGUUAAAAAAAAUGCAUACCUUUUCUAACAAAUCCCCCCGUAGUGUCGCAUCCAGAUAAAGCAUGAAAUGCGGGCAGGGUUUCUCUUUGAAGCAUCGAAAUUCUCUUUACUAUCUCUGAAACAUCUAUUAUUCUUUUAUGUGUCCCGGUACCAGUUUGAAAAUAUAUUUGGCAUCGUAAACUUUGGUAAUAUUUUACCAGUAGAAUAAAACCAUCAGUAUCUAAAAAAUUAAGAUAUAUUUACGUAAUGGUAAUUAGGAAAUAAUAAAUUUAGAACUUACCUGGCGAACACACUGUGAUACAUGUAGAGUUCUGAUUUAAUACAUUAUUUGAAACAUAUGCUGCAUGUAAAAUAAUUUUUGUGUCUGCUUCUUCUUGAUUGCUUCCAAGAGAGUCAACAAAUCCCGUUUCCUUAGAAAUGCAACUUAUUAAGCGCCGUCAGCAACUAAAUCCGUUGCGCGUCAUAGCCAUGUUAUCGAAAAAAAUGUGUUUUUUUUUGUAAACAAAAAGGCAUUGAAAUUGUGCUUAAAGAAUCCCCUGUUGACUUUUAGUAAAUUUGUAAAAAAAAAAAAAAUUUAGUUUUCUGUAAAUUGCAGGAGUGGGGGUGGAUCUACAAAAAAAUUGUCAGGGACAUUUUUUAUUUCAGAAGUGCUAAAAAACGUUUUAGUGACAAAACGAGUGCUCUAUCUAUAACGGUUUUGAAGUUACCAGAUUUUAAAGAAAUUUGCUUCAAAGGGGUGCGGAAGGGAGUAGCCCCACAAGCGGGGGAUGGCAAGAUCAUUUUUUAUAAUCAGUAAGUAGUGUAGAUUUAUAAAAAACAACUUGCCAACUUCCUUCCAACAAUGCCCGCGAAACCCAUUUUUCUGCCCGUGGCUCCUUUACUAUCUGUUAUAGGAUGCUUGCAACUCAGAUGGCUUCACUUUGGCUUUGAAAAUGUAAUAUGUAGUAUAGUAUCGAAAACACGCCUUAGUCCAAUAUCUAUGAUUUUGUGGGAUGGUCCGCUCUGGUUCUCAGCGCCUCAAAUGAUUUAUGACUAUUUUUAUUUAGUACAGCCCUGUUUACUAAGAACUGAUUUUGAGGGUUUAAUAAUGUUAGUGCAGGAUUAUCUCUAGGAUCAAAAUGUCAGUUGAAUGGAGUUUAUCAGUUUAGAGGAAGCAUUAUAGGACAUUUAAAAACCUCGAAAUCUUUAAAAGUGUUAUUGUUGUUUAAAAAAAUAAAUAUUAGCUAAUAAAAUUUUUUAAGGCUUACGCUUGCCCUUCUCUCCCUCUUCUACUUUAUUUUUGUGGACAAAAAAUAAAAACCUUCCAAGUUAACAUCCAAUAAAAUGUCAAAAUUAUCAUUUGGGUACUUAUUUAAUCUACCCUGUUUGGGAAGCAUCAAAUUUUAGUGCGCAGACAUUUACACCGAAAAAAAAGUCCACAUGACAUCAUUUGAUCCAAGUAUUAAAUAUUUAGUACACCCGUUGUAAACCUAGCUAUAGACAUUCUCACUAAGCAGUAGUGUUUGAUUUAUGGUUACAUAGUCGAGUAUUGUCGCAGUUAGGUGUUUAUGUCCGUAUCGAGUAAAUAACCCAUGGUCGGGUUAUAAAGUCAUAUAAUAUACACCACAAUAGUUUUACGUGUGAAAUAUUUGAAACCUGGAACAACCCUUACAUCAUUUGGGAGCAUAAUAUUUUGAGCUUUAGCCAUGGAUAUGCCAAGUUGUUUUGUCUAGUAAAGGAAUUUAGGUUCAUAAUUCCUGUAACUUAACUUUCUUAAUAUAUUUUAGUAUUUCUAAGCAAUGUAGUUGACGCAAAUCUGAUACUUUACUUUAAAAAAAGAGACUGUUAUUGCGAUAUAUUUUGUUUUUCCCAAAAAUUAUUUUUAAUAGUUUGGUAAUUAAAAAUUCUGAAAGUUUCACUUUUUUUUUUGUUUAAGAGGUCCCGUUACAUAUAGGUCCUUUUUUACUUCUGGUAUUUCUUUAUUCGCAAUCCUAAUAUUUCCAAGCUUUGGAAGUCCAUUUUGAAGUUCUAACGAUAUAAACAGUCCAAGCCUGAAUGAAUUGUUUGUGACCUAUUUUUUUUGUGUCUGGUUCACAUUUUGAUGGUCAAUGGUUCAAUCUAACCCACUAAAAUCUUAUAGGUCUGAAGUCUACAAAAAUGAUCGUUUAUUAAGGCAUGUUUAAGUGUAUUUUUUGUAUCUGUAUUUCUGGCUUAAACGCUAUUUCUGUGAAGCCCCUGAACUUAAAGUCAAAAUUUAUUAAAACAGUUCAAGCUGACUGUAACUGAAAAAAACAAUCAUCUUGAAAAAGAAUUCUAAACGGUUUACCCUAUACUAGUACAUAAAUGUAGUAAAAAUAGUCUGCUACCGAAAUGGCUUCCUCAAAAGCGACCAAAUUAUUCUACCGGUGUGAUACAUAUUAAGACUAUACAUACAUGCAUACAUACAUGCAUAAAACUAAAUGUUAUUCAAUUUGUUUUUUUUUCUAUUUUAGUUGAUAAAUUCGGUGCGUGCAUUUUGACACUUUUAAACCGGCAGUGAAAACGUGAAAAAGAAGAAGUGUUUCGAUCUUCCCAAGCCGCGCGGCGGCGCCCCCCGAGCGGGCCCCCCAGCGGCCUAGGUUAGGUAAAUUUAGGUAUUUUAUUUUUUGAUGAAGAUCUACAUAGGUAGUUGUACACUUAUACUGCAGAACGCGAGAAACGCUGCUCACAAACUAUUUAAAUCAAAUUUUUGAAACAAAUUCUUCCUAAUUCUUAAAUUAAAAAAAAAAACAUCCGUGUAAAGUAUUCAAAACUUCCGAAUGAAUAUUAUCGAGUGAUUUUUUUCUCGUUUAGUUCGACUGUAAAAAUGUACAGUUAUUUUUAUUUGUAUUUUUUUUUAUUUAUUGAUGGACACACGUUGUACCGGGGAAUGUUGCUAAUUGAUUGUUUGUUAUAACGCUAGAGGUAAUUGUCAUUGUUGAUAAUCGUUUCUUUGUUACACACUGAUUUUUAGCUCUGAAGUUGAUAGAAGAAAAUGUACUAGUGAUACUAGUUUUUAGCCGACUUUUUUGUUUAUUAUGCACCGUUUAUAGGGCAAAUUUUUCACUCGAUAUACAAGGUGUUUCAAGUUAUUAGUAUUAUACCAAGUGACACAGCAAAAAAGAAACACUUAAUAACUAUUUUACUUUUCAAGAUAAACAAAUAAAAUUUGGUAUAUUGAUGGAAUUGUUAUAAGAGCAUAUUUUGACAUAUUCAGUUGUUGUCUGAUUAAACCGGUGACAGUGACACUCACUUUCUUAUUUUAAAUGACACACUUGAUAUAUUAUUACGUAUUUCGAUAGAAAAUAAUAUUCUGAGAACAACGAUGCUACAUUUGCUACUUUUUGUUUUGUACUCAUAGAAAAAAUCAAUUUUUUAAAUUUUAAAAUAGGGUGCCAUGAUGAAUGCAUUAAAAGUUUUAAUUUUUAAUCGCUGUCUUUGUCAGUGCGCUUUUUGGGCAUGGAGGUUGGAAGUUCUCCUCAUUUUGGAGUUAAUGUUAGAAAAUUCUUAGAUAUGACUUUUCUGAGUCAUUAGAUUGGCAGAAGAGGGCAAAUUGACUGGCCAUCAAGAAGCCCUGACCUUGCGCCCCUAGACUACUUUCGAAAAUAUAAACGUCGUAUUAUACAAGAUAGAAUUAAAGCAGAAUGUGAAUUGAUAACUUCUGAUAUGUUAGAAGACCAAGCACAUACUUUUUAGUACCUUUUGUUUUUUUUUUCCAAUAUUCAAUUAAAUAGAUUUAUUGUUUGAAAACUGGGUACAGUAUCAUAUGAGUUUUUACAACUCCUCUUUUUAUUUAAAUUAUUACGAAUACCUUGCAUUUAAUGCCUAUAUCUCCGUAAAAUAAAUUAAGAGUUUACUUUUCAAUAAAGUAAUCAUGGAAAAAUCUAAAAAUCUAAAAAGUCACAAAUGUGACUUCCUUCCAUCGGGUAGCGUAAGGGAUAAUAACCGAUAAUAGCCCCGUUUUACGGUAUUAAAAUGUAAUGAACAUUAUGUUUCCGUUAUUACUUGAUUAAAAAUGUUUACCGCCUUCAUGGCACCCUAUUUUAAACUUUAAAAAAUCGUUUUUUUUUCUAUGAGUAUAAAGCAAAAAGUAGCAAAUGCGGUAUCAUUAUUCUCAGAAUAUAAUUUUCUAUCAAAAUAAUAAUAUACUAAUUGUCCUAUUUAAAAUAAAAAAGCGAGCGUCCUGUUAAACCUGAAGUAACGAAAAAUAACAGAAUAUGUCAAAAUAUGCUUUUAUAACUAUUCUAUUGAUCUACCAAAUUUCAUUUGUUUAUCUUGAAAAGGAAAAAAGUUAUCUUUUUCCUGUGUAACCCAGUAGAUGGCCAUCAUCAAUAAGAUAAUCCCUAAAAUACCACCCUGGUUAGGAUCUUUGUCUUACACAUUGGAGCCUUAUGUGAAAUACAAUGUGAGAGACAAGGACACAGAAAAAGAUUCAUGUUGUUUUAUUUCUAAAGAAAUUUUACUGUUAUUAAUGGUUUCUCUGAGGGAUUCUAAAAAGUACCCAAAUGUUAAAUUGAUGAUGGAUUAUUGAGCCCUAACGUAAAGUAUUAAAUUUAAUCCUAAUAAUUUAGCAUAUAUUUCUUUUUCUACGCAUUGUUAUGGGGCAUAGGUUAAUCUUUUUCUAAUACAUUAUCUCAGGUGUAAAAAAGAAUCAUGGUUGAAUUUAAAAAAAAUUAAUUAUGGAUGUACUUAACUAAGCCGAAAAGUCGGAUUUUAAUUAAUUAAAAAAUCAUAUUUUGAUUUAAAAAAUUUUUUUGAAUCUUUGUCUUACACAUUAAUAUUGGCAAAAGGCUGUCCUGGUCCAACACAUUCUCUUUAGUUCGAAAAAAUAUGACAGGAUUAUUUUAAAGUUGAUGAUUUAAAAAAACUCGAUAUUAAAUCGUCGGUUUUGUUUAAAAAAUUAAUGUUUCAUAUCUGGCUUCCUGUUACACAUUAUUAUUGGCACUAGUCUGUCCUUCUAAUACAUCAUCUUAAGUCUAUAUAUAUGACAUAUAACAAAAAAAUGUGAGGAUCGUAUUUUGAUAAUAAAAUGAUAUUUUUAAUUCUAAUUAAUAUCUGAGAAAAAGAUAGAUUAAAGAAACGUAUAAGAAAAGACAGUUGCUUUAAAAAAUCCGAUGAUGUCUCAAAGCAGCAGAAACGUCAGAUAUAGCCUUCUUUAUCGUAUACAUUUUUACUAGCUACUUAUGGUUAAGCCGAAACGUUGAAUAUUAAAUUUAAUAUUAUUUUGUUUAAAAAAAUUAAAACUUGCAUAUCUCUCUUUGUCUUACACAUUGGUAUUGGCAUAAUGUUGUCCUUUUCUUAAAACAUUAUUUAAAAGAAAACGUCGGUAUGGUAUUUUUAAAAAAUUGAUGAUUAACUGAAAAAACUGUUAAACCCAUAUAAUCCUGAAUUAUCUUUUUCUGAAAAAUCACGUUAAAACCCAUUAAGUGAGUUUACAAUGGUGCAAAUAGCUGGGGCAAAAUGUUUAAAAAAAAAUCAAAUAACAGUUUUUUAAAUAAAGGGGGUCCUUUUAAAAGGACCGUAGGUAUAUACAUGUCUAAAAGAGUAAAACAACGUUGAAAAAAAAUUUAUUGACUUAAACAAUAUUAUUACAAAUAAAGUAAUUUUAGAAAUUACAUAGUGUGAAAUUGACGGAAACAGUCCUUGGGGUGCAGUCCAAUAUUUUUCCGCAUUUUUCACAUUGAAAAUUAGCCUUUUUGCGGCAAACUCCACACUUUCUUUGGUUGGUUUGGUAGACCACCAUAUGAUCAAUUCGAUCAUAUCGAGAAUGUUCUUUGUAACUCCCUGAUCUUCUUGAGGCCCCACGACUAUUAUACAUGUGUUUCUAAUAGUUCAACGGCUACGGCUCUUCUGAAUGCUAAUUGAUCGAGUUUGCCCCCAUCAAAUAUGUGUGCAAAUACCAUGCAUUCUGAGUGGCCAUAUCAAUACACUGACUAACCAAUGGAAAAUACCAUUUUUUCGCUCUUAUUGAUGUGCGGUAUUGCCCAAUAUUUUGAUCGCUGCGAUCGACACCCCCCAUAUUUUCGUUGUAACCUUUUAUUGGCUUAGGUUGAUCAAUGUUGUUUUUCUUUUUGUGAGAACUUCUUUACUUUAUUUGUUGGCAGUAUGCAAGAAGCGUUAGCAGCAAUGGUUAUAACAUUAUUAUCGUUCCAUCAUCGAGAAAUAACUAAUUCGUUGUCCACCAACAAUGCAUACUGGUAAUCACCCCUGGAUUUUUUUUUGAAAGCCUUUACAUCAGUCAAUGGGCACAUUGGCAGCCUGUUAUCUCGGAUGGUUCCAGUAGCUCUUAAUUUUCUAAAUGUUAGUUCUUUUAUUAGUGACAAUGAUGUAAAGAAGUUGUCAAAAAAUAUGUGAAAAUUGCUAAAUCCUGUCGAUUCUAAGAUGUCUGCAUACUGUAAGACUACAGAUGCGCCGAGUGGACCGUUGAUAAGGUUCAAAAUACAUUAUGUAUCCCAAACGAGUAGUUCCUACUCAGAAUUUAUAACCCCACCGUAUGGGUUUUCCCUUGAUGAACUGUUUGCAGCCAUGGCGCCCAAAAUAAGGCACCAUCCACGGAAUGGUUUUCUCCUAUUGGAGCAAAUUCUAAAAAAUUUUUAUUUAGUUCAUGAAGUAGUGGUCUUAUUUUCGCAAAUCGGUCAUCUUUGUCUAAAUUAUUGUUGUCAACGCAAUGAAAAUUGCUCAUCAAAUACUGGAAACGAUCGCUCGAAAUCGAAGAAGAAAUGAGUGUGUUAUUUGUAUCUGCGGAAUUUUGCCAGUACAUUUUUUUCCUAGACACGCUGCAGUACCCACUUACAAGUAAAACUCCAAUAAAGCAAUAUAUGUCGUCACCUGUUACAUCCGCUUGACGAUUUUUUUGUGCGGCAUAUAAAUUUGUACACUGAACAAUUUCUUCAAUAAGAUUUUGAUCAAAAAAAGAUUUAAAAAGACUUGCAGGAGAACGGUUGUUGUUCUGUGUGUGAGAAACAGGACUCCAGGCUGGCAAAGUUUCCUUCAAAUCUUCGCCAAGCAAAUAGUGAAAAAUUUUAAUUUUUAAAAUUUUUCUUUGAACAAGUCUAGAUAAAGGCAAGUCAUCCUCGCCAUCCCACUCACCUUCUACCACAUUUGCUAUUUGACCUUGCUUAGCUCCUAUAUCUGCUUCUGCUAUCACAUCGCCAUUUCCCCCACCAUCUUCUUAAUUUUCACCCAUAAGAAUUUCUACAGUUCCGCGCAACUGCGAUCCUGGUAAAUUAUUCAAAACGACGUCAUUUUCGUCCCCGGAAUCUUCGUCCGUGUUAUAGUCAUUGGGGUUUUCAGGUGGAAAAAGAAUAAUUUCAUCUGGGAUAUCCGCAACGUUGUCGAUGUCCUCAAUUUCUUGUAGUCUUGAGUUCAUUUAACGAAAGUUUUUUUUUUCCAAAAUCUAAAACAAAAUAGUGCAUUUAGUCAAUUUUACCUUUUUACUUAUAAAGUGUGUUUAAAAAGUGGAUAGUAUCCCUUAAACCUACAGUCCUUUUAAAAAGACCAGAUAGUUCAGGGACACAUAAACUCAAACUUUGCUAUAUUUUUGUAAUCAUCACAAAAGAUUAUAAAAAUACAAUGUUCGCUUUAAAUUUUCUAUACAAAAAAAACAUGUUAAGUAUCAUAUUGUAAACGUAAACUUACCUUCUUCUUUCGUAUGCACUUAUUUUUUUUCGUUUUAUUUUCGCUCCAAUUUCAAUUUUGCUACAACUGACAAAAUACACAAAAUAUAACCUCAAAACGUGCAAUAAUGGAUAAACAGGUGUUCUGUUUUGAGUACUACUACUGCCACCUAUGUAAUAGAAGCUGAAACGCGCCUACCUGUCAAAAACGUAAACAAUGUUUUUCCUCCUUUUAAAAGGACCAGCGGUUCAAAUGGGUUAAACUGAAACGUCGAAUAUUAAGUUUAAUAAUAUUUUGCUUAAAAUCUUUUUUUGUCUGACCCAUUGUCUUUUUCUAGGACAUUAUUUUACGAAAAGUACUAAACUAAUUAUUAAGGUCCUGUAUUAUUAGUAAAUCCUCCAAAAAUGUCAUAAAAUAAUUAUUUUAAUUCAAGCUAAUAUCUUAGAUAAAUUCAGACUUAAGUCAAAAAUAACAUACCGGGUGAUGCAAAAUGCAUCAAAUCUUUUCAAAAAGUCCCUACUAUUGUUUUGGAUCCUCCUUGAAAUUUUCCAUUUCAAAAAUGGUGCAAACUCAGUUUUAGGGAAAAAUUCAGCGGGGCUUACUCUUUUUAUGGCCCAUGUCUUAUGUUUCCUAUAAGGAAAGUGAAAAUCUAGAACACCGCCUAACUAGCCAUGAAACAAUCAUGAAAAAUUAUCGCUUUUUCCAUUUUUUUUUUAAUAAAAUUACGUUAAUUUGGUAAAAAUUAAAUUAGUCACAACCAAUUUCUCGAAAACGCUUAAUUAUAUCAAAAAAAUGCUAGAGACAAAAUUUUUAAAUGUCUAUGGCUAACUAGAUUGUGUUGUGUUAACUAGGUGUUACUGGAUUUUUAAAUUUCUUAUAGGAAACGUAAGAUACGGGCCAUCAGAAGGGCGAGCUUCCCUGAAUCCUUCCCUAAAAUUGAAUUUACAUCAUUGCGACGGAAAAUUAAAAAAAACUUAAUUAAGAAAAAUUAAUGUUAUGAUAAUUGUAGUUAUGGUUCCAAAUAAUCGAUUUUCUUCAAACAAUUCGCGUGGGCUAUGAUUCUGAGGAGGGGCAUUUUAGGAUACAUGUUUAUAGGAAAAAAACCUCUUAUUUCAACUUCAACAAUACGCUCUUAAAAUAUUUCCAUCGAAUUUUGUAACACCUUGUAUAACAGAAAGUUACUUUGAAAAACCCUAUGCAGAAAACGUCAAAUAUUUUGUUUGACGCAUUUUUAUUAAUAUAAUGCAACAUUACGGAAACAUUGGUUUCUCGAACAUUAAAUUUCGCUCUAAAAUAUGCGGGGCGGCAUUUGAUUUGGACACCCUGUAUAUAGUAGACCCGAAACAAAAAAAGAACUCCCGUUACAACGCGUGGCCAUCGAUUAAUCGACUUGUAUAUUGACAUUCCAAUGUCCCGAUUUGAUUAUUUAUUAUUUUAUUAAUUUAAUCAACGAAAUGUCACUAUUUAUACAAUUUUUUUUAUAUAUGGUAGUGCAAUUUUUUUUUGAAUUUCGUUUCGUUUUGUUUAUUAGGAUAAAACCGGUUUUCGAAAACAAAAUGGACUGAUGACAAAAAAUAUUUAAUUUAAAAGAAAAUAUUAUUGUUAAAAAAAAAACAAAAAAACUACUACUACUAGCGUGCCUCCGUGCCCGAGCGGGCGGCUGGCGGCCGUGCCGCUGUGAUUUUUUAAUACUUUCAGUCAUGUAUAGUAAAUAAUAAUAAUAAUAAUAUUAGAGAUGCAUUUUAGAGGAUGUUGCCAGCAGCCCGGUCCGGGACGGAAUUUACUUAUACGAUUAAAUAGCCAAUGAAGUAGUUUUUGGCGGCUCAGACUCCUAUAAUAUAAGAAAAAUCUUCACGUAUUUAUGAAAUUUCACUAAGUAUUCCUUCUAGAUACAUUCUUAGCAUACCUUUGUUUUCAUCCAAAGAGGAGCUUUUGAGGUGUCACAACUUGAAUGAGAACUAUACACAAAAAAAAAUUAUCAGAAAGAUCCAUCAACAAAAUAUAUGUUUGCUAUGUCGCAACAACACACGUAUUUGAAUUCAUUUGAGAAUUUACUUUAAAACAGUUAAUUUAACAAAAACACACACACUAAAUUAUAAUUGAUUAAAUUAAGUGCUAAUUUAGUUGAAGCAUAAUUUGCAAGAAAUAUGCCAACAUUAUUGAAAUACUUAUUCCAAAUAUAUGUUUGAUACCAAAGAAUGAAAAAUUUAUGACAAAUAAAUAUAUAUUUGAUCAUCUAGGGUAAGUCAGGGAGAGAUGGCCAGCUUUUUGAAAAUCUUAACGGAUCGACAUAAAAUUCAAAGCUGAAACCCAGGAAAGGUCAUCAAGAAGUGUAUCAAUCAAUAUGCGAUUAGUACAUUAAACUGCUAAAUUAAGUUACUUAGUUAUUUUAACUAUUCCAGAAAAAUAGAUGUGAAUUGGCCAUCUAUCCCUUAUUGUACGGGUGAGAUAGCCAGGUCGUAUUUUUGCUGAUAGGGAGAGAUGGCCAGUUUAUUUUCUUCCAUUUAUCUUGACUUUUCUUUUGAGAAACUGGUACACUGGUCAUGUAGCCGACGGCUACACGAAACGCACUGUAUCCAAUCGUCCUUCCCUUUAGUUGCAAAAUAGUUUUCCAGACAUCCAACGCAUUCAUUUUCAUCGAAAUUGUCUUCUUCGCCAUCGCUUUCAAAAACCAUCUCACCUUCUGAUUCCGAACUCGAACUGAAUCUAUUUGAUUUUUGUGGAAUCUUACGUGAUAAUUGUUUCUUUUGGCUUAUUUCUUUGGGUUGUGCAUUUUUUCUUCGUUUUAAACAUCUUUCUCUAACAGCAUUAAUAUUUUAUUGUAGUCAAAACAGCUCCUAGAUUUUUCGAAGCUUUUUUAACCUUUUUUGGUAAAGUUGGAACCGAAGAAAUUUAUUCCAAAAGUGUAUCAGGGGUAAUAUCUGUUUUGGACGUACUUGGUAUCGGUAAGGCUUCUUCGCGUGUCUGCUGAGAAGUUGUUGAAAGUUCGGUAAUUAAUUGUCCUUUCUUGGCUAUUUUAAUACCUGCUUCAGCACUUGUAGGUGGUUGCGGUUCACACGCCAACAGCUGAAUAUUAUUGCAUGUCAACUUUUGUGAAUUUUCUCCAAUGAGAUCUGAAACUGAAAAGGCAUGGUCCGGUAUUGCAGAAGGGUUAAAUAAGUAAAUUCCACAAGAUUUAAAUCCUGAGACCGCAUUCGAUACUGUGCACGCUCUUCCUCAACUCUCUGAAAGCAUUUGUCCAAAUUGUAGUCUGGUUAAUUUUCUUCCAGGGUUAGCACGAACCCACUGGUGACAAGCAUUAUAAAAAUAUGAUUUUAAUGAUUUAAAUACUGCCCUAUCUAGCGGUUGCAAGUAAUGCGUUGUGUGACUUGGAAGACACAGCAACAUUACAUCAUUAUCUCGCGCUACUUCGAGCAAUUCCACUGAAGUUCAGUGCGAAUCGUGACCAUCCAAGAUCAGCAAGACUUUACCAGCGGGCUUUCGUGGUAUAAAAUGUAAAAUGGUCUUUAAGCCACAUAAUAAAAAUGCUGGUGUUAACAUACGCUGAUUUUUCUGACAUAUAAAGAACCGACCCGGGUGGCAUCCCAUCUUCAUAUGCUGCUUUCUUAUAUUUGCCUUUCAUUAUACAAGCCGGCGGAAGAAACAUGCCUUCAGCAUUGCAACACGCGAUGCAAGAUAUUGUUUCCCCCGUUUCAGUGCACGUGGUCAUAGACACACUUUUAGAACCCUUUUCGGCAACAAUACCAGUACGGUUGGUUAUUCAUUUGUAGCCCCGUCUCAUCGGUAUUAAAAAUAUACCCUGGUUUAUUAAAAAUAUCAUUUUCUUCUAGGGUGGUUUGGAGCAAUUCAAAAUAGUUCUCAACGUCUAACCUAUUCAUUCCCUGAUUUCGUGCAAUUAAUACUCCUUCUGCUUUUCUUAAGCAUAAAUCUGGAUGCCGGCGUAAAAAAGAGCUAAACCAGUCGUAACCUGCUCUUUCUUUCUUUCUAUUGAACCUAUCCGGUAUCCAACAGGGUUGGACAUGUCUUGGGUAAAUUUUUGAUUUGUCUGUUGGGCUUUACUCGGCUAAUUCUAGCAUUAUCCAAUAUUCGCGUUUUAGCCGUAACAUAUACACUAUACUUGCCGUAAAUAGAUAUUCCUUAACAGAAAUCGUGUUUUGUGCCCAAACAGUUUUUCCAAAUCAAAUUAUUAUUAUGACUAUGAUGCAAACAAACAAAUGUCUCUAGAUACUUUUUUGCAAAGUCACUUACAAAAAUACUUGAUUCUGACACUUCUCCUUCUGGUCCCAGUAAGUUGGCAAUUCCUCUUUUCAAUCUUAACUUAUCACCAAUACAUUCAGAAGCUCUAUUUCAGUAAUCUUCUGUUCUAAAAAUACCGCAGGAGAAGUAUAGGUAUUUAAGGUUUAAUUUUAAAAAAAUUGUAAAUUCCUAUAAGUUUUAUAUUGAAUAAUAAUCUAAUCUUUUAGUAUGAAUAUAGCUUAUGAGUCCUUGAAUACUAAGGUAAAAAACUUGGUUUAAGGCUUAUAUAAUCCCAAAUAUAGUGGUUCUGCUUUUAUCAGAUAUGGCAUUGAAACCUUUUAAAUUGACACAACAUUAUGUAUUACCUGUCUUCCUACUUCUAAGUUCUAAGAAAUGUUUGCAAGAAUAACAAAACGGUAUUUUUCCAGAAAUCAUUUUUGAUUACAUUAUUUUUCCCAAAUUCUUAUGAGCAUUUGUUCUAAAAUAAUUUAUUAAUAUUACACACACAUAUUCGUCAUGCGACACUAAACUGAAAAUUUAGGUUACUUGGUUAAGGUGCAAAAAUAAAAAUGGGUGAAUAAUGCCAACUUCACCUCAUCAUUUAGCAACCUCAAAAAUUUACUGAGAAUUUAUACACCCAUUAAAUAAAGAGUAAAAAACAUGCAACGAAAAUAAAAGAUACAAAAAUAAAAAAUAACCACGUCGAGAUGGCGAUGGCAUUUUGCGUUUCACCUAGAGAUUUUACCGAUUAAUACAAAAAAUAUUCAACUUACCUUCAAAUACAGCAGCUUAAUGGCUGAGAUUGUUUUUAAGUGGAAAUUUUCCAUUUUGUCACCAAAAAACUACAUAUAAUCGACAAAGCGAACACCCACGCGUUUUAUGCAAAAUGAAGGAGGAAGGAGUACCGUAGGAGGAAGAGAGACACAGAUUCGUGCGUUUGGCAGAAUAGUUUAUAACAAAGAAGUACAUUUUUAUAUAUUUGGGUCAAAUAUAUCGACUGUUAUAAAGUAAAAAUACAUUAAUUUAGAAGAUAUAAUGAGAUAUUAAAAACAAACUAGCAAAUGUUUAGAACUAAACCUGUGAAAAAAUACUUUAAUAACAAAUUUAAAACAAGUUACCAUUGAUUUGAAUGAAUUAAAUAUAUGGUGUAUUUAUAGGUCAAAUAUGUAAUUUAUUUAAUGGUGCUGUAUUAAUUUUUUUCUGUGUAUGGUCAGUAAAGAGCCAAAAAUAUUUAAGACAAUCCAUUUUUUUAUAAUAGAACCAACUAGUUCUUAUUUUCCUUGGUUGAAGUGUUUUGGUUCUGCGCUAAUUGCCCAGGAAAAAAUGACAACAUUAUUUGAAACGUUAACGCUAUCCGGUUUGAAACGAAUUCAUUUAUCUCAAUUUUAAGUUCGUUCCCUAAAACUGACGCAACUGAGUCAAAUCUAGUGAAACCGUAAAUAAAUACGUGAAUAUUUCUCUUUUUUUUUUUAUAGGUAAAGAGCUAAAAUAUCGAGGCUAACAGGAAAAAAUGUGUGCUUCAGAUUACUUUAAAAUCGUGCCUUUUCAGAGAGUCCAUUGACAGGGAUAAACUGAAAAAAAAAUAUUUUAAUAUAUUUUUUUAAAUCUCGGUGUUUUUCCACUGAAACCGAAUACAGAAUUUUUAAAUUUAUAGCUCUGUGUGAUAGGAAAUUUGAGUGUAUUUGUUUUUCGUUAUUCUCGGUCGAUAAGUUUAUUAAUUCGGUCAAAUUGAUCGCCUCGCGAGAUCGGGGCGACCGGUUUCUUCGAAUUUCAACUCGUAUAUAGAGGCCAGGGUUACCCGAGACACGACGCUUUUUUUACAUCUGCUAUUGCAGAGCGGCGUCUUAAAAAUAUUCAGUGUAUUCACGUUACGUGUAGGUAAGCUAUAAUAUAAUAGGCAGUUUGGGAAUGUGCCAACUGAACCAAAUUGACUGGAAACUACCCCGACUUGUUGGAAUUCGCUCUCUUAAAUGAGAUCCCUUUAACCUCAAUUAAUGCCAUUCUCAUGCAGACUCAGUGUUUUCUUUUUUUCAAGAGAUUUAUUGUUAGAUGCUGCGCUAAUUUAUUUAUUUUUUAAAUUGUUCAUAGCUGUUGCAAAUUUUAUUAUGUCUUAUUGAGAUUUAUUGAGGAAAACGUUUGGACAAAUACGUUUUAAUAGCGGAAUGCAUUAAUUGAGUGUUAUGUGGCUUUAAGGGACAGGUUCUUUGAUCGGUUUUAAAGAAGUUUAUAUUGGUGUAUUAGUUGCUAAUACGUUUGACCCUUUCCAUUCUGAUAAAUAAUACGUGCAUUGAUACCCCUCUAUCAUUUUCUUUGAAAAUCAAUUUGCCAAGAAUCAUCCGUUAAAGGCCUUGACCAAGUGAACGUUCCUAAAGGGAAAUUUUUAAUUUAGUGAUCACUUCAGUUUUUAUUGCAAGGUGUUUCAUCAAUCAGAAGAAAUAAGUGAUUUAAAAAUUUUCCUAAGGCUGAACGUGUACUUCUGUGUACUUCCAACACUCGAAAUGUAAGGGAGGGAAGAGAAGUGUUCUUUUAUAACACAAUAAUAAUCACCCUCGUGAUGUCAUUAAGGGGCAACAAUUGAUCAAUAAGAUAAGUUCAUUACGGUAUAGAGACAAUGAUUAUACGCUACCGGAAGGGCGUAUAGAUUAGCAUCUAGAAGAACAAACGACUACCUAUUAAAAAAAAAAAAUUGAUUCAUGAUCGCGAAAUGUGUUGAUCAUAUUGUAAAAAGUAUGCGAAAGCAUUUGGUAAGCUUAGAUUUAGCUUCUAGUUCUUAGGAUUAGUACUUAGUCGUAACUUUAGUUUCUUAGGUUUAAGGAAAAUUUAGAUUAUAGGUUAGAUUUUAACAAGAAUUAAAUACUGGCUGAAGUAUGGGAAUUUUAAGUUACUGUUUAUACAUAUAGAUAUAUUUAAAAAAAAAUGACUGGGUUAUAGUCGUACCGUUGCGACGAGAUUUCUAUUGAUUUGUCGCAUGCGUGUUAUGGCUGGCUUCAGACGGUACGUGGUGCGUCCUCAUAUUUUGGCCAACGUUAGGAUAGUUGAAAAUUUAGUCAUAAGAAAGUGUUUUUGUUAUAAGUUAAAGUAUUUUUUUUUGUUUUUAUUUUAUAAGUUUUUGUGUUGGUGAAAUUAAAACUGUAUUUGUCCAAAACGCA